This is a messenger RNA of Phoenix dactylifera (date palm), 3052 nucleotides long. RefSeq names its product Helicase protein with RING/U-box domain-containing protein. Gene Ontology annotation, biological process: nucleotide-excision repair. The record is from RefSeq and is a predicted model, not a curated record. Gene Ontology annotation, cellular component: nucleus. Gene Ontology annotation, molecular function: ATP binding; ATP-dependent activity, acting on DNA. Lineage: Eukaryota; Viridiplantae; Streptophyta; Magnoliopsida; Arecales; Arecaceae.
GCGUCAUUUGUCCCAUCCUACGUGGGAACUCCCCGAGCCCUUUCGCUGCCACUUCUCUCGUCUCCGCUCUCGCUCUUUUUUUCGCUCGUCCCCUUUCCCCUCUCCCUCUUCGCUCCGAUCGAUCUCAUCGCGAUGCCUCGCAGGCGCCGAGACCCUAGAAAUGGGGGGAAGCGGCGAAUGAAGGCCCCAGACUUCUCCGAUCAUGAAUCCUUCUCCACUUCGGAUUCUGAUUUCGUCAUCGAUUUGGACGACGAGGAGUUCGAAGACGAGGAGGAAGCAGAACCGUUGCCGCCGCCGCCGCCGCCGGCGGCGGCGGCGGUUGGAGAAAUUGGUGGUGUUGGAAGCGAUCGACGAAGGAAGGGAAAGUCCUCUAGUAGGAAGAGCAGGGUUAGGAAGGACAAGGGGAAAUCCCCUUUGAUUUGGGAGAUGUGGGAGAAGGACAAUGAGAAGUGGGUGGACGAUUCCGUGGCGGAAGAAUUCGAUCUUGAGCGGCCGUUGGCAGAGACGGCGGAGCCGUCCGCGGACAUCGUCCUUCCCCUCCUUAGGUUCCAGAAGGAGUGGCUUGCCUGGGCUUUGAAGCAGGAGGAGUCUGAGUUCAGAGGGGGGGUUCUUGCCGAUGAGAUGGGUAUGGGCAAGACCAUCCAGGCCAUUUCCCUCGUCCUCACUGCCCGCUCUCUCAGCACGCGUAUUGUCGGUGGGGCCACAAGUUCUGAUAUGGGCUCUUGCUCGAUCUCUCCGCUCCCGAGGACCAAAUGCACCCUUGUCAUCUGCCCUGUGGUUGCGGUGAUCCAAUGGGUGGGGGAGAUCGAGAGGUACACAAAGAAAGGGACCGCCAGGGUGCUGGUCUAUCAUGGGGCAAAAAGAUCCAACACUGAUUAUGAUUUCAACAACUAUGAUUUCGUACUGACAACCUACUCGACGAUUGAGUCUGACUAUAGGAAACAUAUGAUGCCGCCGAAGUUGAAGUGCCAAUAUUGCGAUAAGUCAUUCUACCCUCACAAGAUGAAGGUUCACUUGAAGUACUACUGUGGGCCUUAUGCUCAGAAGACAGAAAAACAAUCAAAGCAAGUGAGCAAGAAGAAGAAGUAUUCAUCUGUGGAUGAUGAAAAAGGUAAAGGGAAGAAGAAGGGAGGUCAUAAUAGAGAGAAGCAAGAGGAAUUUCUGUCUAGCUCAGAAGAUGAGAAGGGUAAAAGGAAGAACAAGAGAGAUUCGAAGACUAGGAAGCAAGAGAAGCCAUCUGAAAAUACAUUAGGCUCAUCCGAAGGAAAAUCAGUUCUGCAUUCUUGGAAGUGGCAACGUAUUAUUUUGGAUGAGGCUCAUUUCAUAAAAGACAGACGCUGCAAUACUGCAAAAGCUGUUUUUGCUUUAGAAUCUCUAUAUAAGUGGGCAUUAAGUGGCACUCCUCUACAAAAUCGAGUUGGAGAACUUUACUCGCUGGUUCGCUUUUUGCAAAUUCAUCCUUAUUCAUAUUAUUUCUGCAGGGAUUGUAAUUGUAAGAUUCUUGAUUAUCGUUCAAGCACAUGCACUGAGUGUCCUCAUUCUUCCACAAGGCACUUUUGCUGGUGGAACAAAAAUAUAACCAAGCCCAUACAAAAUUUAUCGACAUUUGAUGAGGGCAGAAGAGCCAUGAUUUUGCUUAGGGACAGAGUUCUGAAAAACAUAGUGCUAAGGCGUACAAAGAAAGGCAGAGCUGCGGAUCUUGCACUUCCACCAAGACUUGUUACCUUGAGGAGAGAUACUCUGGAUAGAAAUGAACAGGAGUUCUAUGAAGCAUUAUAUACUCAAAGCUGUGUACAGUUUGAUACAUAUGUUUCAGCUGGAACUCUGAUGAACAAUUAUGCACACAUUUUUGAUCUCCUUACACGAUUGCGGCAGGCAGUUGACCAUCCAUACCUGGUGAUAUAUUCUAAAACUACUGAAAUGCCUGAUGGAAGCAAAGAUGAUACUGUGAAAGACAAUUGUGGUAUUUGUCAUGAUCCAGCAGAAGAUCUGGUGGUUACCUCUUGCGAGCAUGUAUUUUGUAAGGCAUGUUUGAUUGAUUACUCUUCAGCUCUGGGGAAUGUAUCAUGUCCAACAUGUUCUAAACCCCUUACUGUUGACUUAACAACAAAGAACUCUGCCGAAAAGUUGUCUCGAACAGCCAUCAAGGGUUAUAAGCACUCGGGAAUAUUAAACAGACUUAAUGAUAUUGGAGACUUUAAGUCAAGUACAAAAAUUGAUGCCCUGAUGGAAGAGAUAAGAGACAUGGUUGAAAAUGAUGGUUCUGCAAAAGGAAUCGUUUUCAGCCAGUUUACAUCAUUUUUGGAUUUGAUUGGUUUCUCCCUCCAAAGGUCUGGCAUUAAGUGUGUUCAGUUGGUGGGAAGCAUGAGUAUUCCUGAGAGAGAGAAAGCUAUAAAGUCAUUCACCGAUGAUGUGGAUUGCAAGAUUUUUCUCAUGAGCUUGAAAGCUGGAGGGGUGGCCCUCAAUCUCACUGUGGCAUCAUAUGUUUUCUUGAUGGAUCCGUGGUGGAACCCAGCAGUGGAGCGCCAGGCUCAAGAUCGAAUUCACCGAAUCGGGCAAUAUAAGCCCAUCAGAACUGUGAGAUUUGUGAUUGAGGACACCAUCGAGGAACGGAUACUGAAGUUGCAAGAGAAGAAGGAGCUAGUGUUUGAAGGGACCAUAGGUAACUCUUCUGCUGCUAUGGGAAAGCUAACAGAAGCAGACUUGCGGCUUUUAUUCCACAUUUGAUCAUUAUUGUUAGGGAUGACAAUAACUCUUCUAAUUAAUUUCUGGAUGGUAUUUUGUAUAUCAAGCUUGUCUCUGCUCAGAAUGUUUUGGAAAAGAUUGAGCAGUCUCACUUUUUGUAGCCGUACAGAAAACAUCAUAUAUGUGAAGGCAAUGAGAUUCUCUGACGAAAGUAGAAUGUUAUUUUUUUCUUGAGGACAACAUUGCUAGUGAUAAAUCAUGGAGUAGAUUUGUAAGAUGGCUUUAGUGAAUCCUAUGCCUGUAUGGAGCCAGUUCGUAUAAUUAUGAAACUGAUAUAAGUUGGAUAAAGCAGCUAUGUUCAAUACAA